Molecule: messenger RNA, 3229 nt
Organism: Periophthalmus magnuspinnatus
Lineage: Eukaryota; Metazoa; Chordata; Actinopteri; Gobiiformes; Gobiidae
Gene: tmc1
Product: transmembrane channel-like 1
Exons: 20
Coding region: 348-3188 (946 amino acids)
Biological process (GO): detection of mechanical stimulus involved in sensory perception of sound; vestibular reflex
Cellular component (GO): plasma membrane
Molecular function (GO): mechanosensitive monoatomic ion channel activity
Source: RefSeq, a predicted model, not a curated record
AUUAAUGUCUGUAAACAUGCACAGCUGCAUAAAGGCAGUCAUAUCUGUUUUGAAUAAUUCAUCUGCAGUGAAAUUGCGUGGCUCUAGGGUUUCCAUGCUUUCAUUGUCCCUGUUUCGGGUCGAUGGGUGACGAGAAAAAGUGAACUUCUCAUGGGAGUUACCCAUCCUGUAGGAGCCCAUGCACACACAAACAUACAGUCGGUCAACUGCAUUGAGGGGUGGGAUGAGGUGCAUCCAUUUGUGCCAAGAGAGCCAUUAUUAAAAGAAGGACACUUUAAACUCACCCACUUGAGACCUGCAUCCAAAGGGGGACUGGUCAGCAGCACAGGACAGGGGCAUGAGAGAAGAUGUCCCAGGACAAUCUCAUCACCUCUGACAUUGACAUUGACAUUGGAUUGGACUCUGCAGCUGAUGAGGACCAAACCUCUCAGGAUGUGAACGGUCAUGAAAACAGCAGGAGGAGAAGAAGAGCAAAUGACAAAGAACGACGGAAAAGAGGGAGGAGCAGGAGCCAAGUCUCCAGCACCGGAGAGGAGACCGAGGAACCAGGGGAGCAAACUAAGAAACGCGAACGAAGCAGGAGAAGAAAAACAAAUAAUAAUCACAAAGAAAGGGAACAAGAAAAAGAUGAGGAUGAUAAAAAGGAGGUACAAGAGAAAAAUGGCAAAGCAGCAAAGAGCAAGAAAAACCUAAAGAAUGAAAAAACCAAAAGGAAGGAAAAAGACUCAGAGAAGGAUACUGGAGAAACAGUGGGAAAAGGGAAAGACAAAAAAAAGAAAGAAAGUGCCAAAAAAGAAAAGAAGGAAGAGGAGACAGUAAAGAAAAAGAAGAAAAAAGUAAUUGAAACAAGUUCAGAACAGGAGUCAAGUGAAGAAGAGAAUGAAGAAGAGGAGCAAACCGAUGAUGUGGUACGGCCUGAAACGCUCACACCGGAAGAACUGGAGAAACUGAAGGAGGCUGUGGAGGACAGGAAAAAACUUAUCCAGGGUCUGAGAGGAAAACCUUGGCCAAUGAAACAGAAACUAGUCACUUUAAAGGAGUCUCAGGAGUUUGUAGAGAAAUAUGAGGGCGCACUGGGAAAAGGAAAAGGAAGGAAGUUCUAUGCGUACAAAGUCAUGAUGACCAAAAAAUGGAUGAAAUUUCAAAGAGAUUUUGAAAACUUUAAAACAGCUUGUAUCCCAUGGGAAAUGAAAAUAAAGGAAAUAGAAAGUCAUUUUGGGUCCUCUGUGGCAUCAUAUUUCCUCUUUCUGAGGUGGAUGUAUGGUAUCAACAUGAUUUUGUUUGGUUUGACCUUUGGCCUGGUCAUGGUACCAGAGGCACUGAUGGGGCGUCCCUAUGGCAGUAUACCGAGGAAGACUGUCCCGAGAGCAGAAGAGGGCAGUGCCAUGGACUUUGCAGUUUUAUGGGACUUUGGUGGUUAUGCACAGUAUUCAGUCCUUUUCUAUGGUUUUUAUAACAACCAGCGUGCCAUUGGCUGGCUCAAAUAUCGCUUGCCUCUGUCUUACUUCCUGGUUGGUGUGGGCACAGUUGCUUAUAGCUACAUGGUGGUCAUUAGAACAAUGGCUCGUAAUGCAAAUGAAGGUGGAGUUGGAGAUGACAACAGCUUUAAUUUCAGUUGGAAAAUGUUCACAAGUUGGGACUAUCUGAUCGGAAACCCUGAAACUGCAGACAAUAAAUUUGCCUCCAUUACCACCAGCUUCAAGGAAGCAAUCUUAGAAGAACAAGAAAGUCGAAAAGAUGACAAUAUCCACCUGACUCGUUUUCUGCGGGUUCUGGCCAAUUUCCUGGUCCUUUGCUGCUUGGCAGGAAGUGGGUACCUCAUCUACUUUGUAGUACGGCGCUCUCAAAAGUUUACUCUGGAUGGGUUGGAGAAUCACAGCUGGUGGGAAAGAAAUGAGGUGAAUAUGGUCAUGUCAUUACUGGGAAUGUUUUGCCCCAUGCUGUUUGACGUCAUCAGCGCCCUGGAGAACUACCAUCCCCGUGUGGCUCUGCAGUGGCAACUUGGACGCAUCUUCGCUCUCUUUUUAGGCAACCUGUACACCUUUAUCAUUGCUCUGAUGGAUGAGAUCAACGUUAAAAGAGAGGAGGAGAAGAUAGUCAAGUAUAAUAUCACUAUGUGGGAAGGCAGUCUUUAUAACGGCACCUUAUCAGAAAACAACACAGCUGCACCAAUCACAGUGCACCCUGCUGAUGUUCCCCGGGGGCCCUGCUGGGAGACAAUGGUGGGCCAGGAGUUUGUCCGGCUAAUUAUUUCUGAUACCAUGACAACCUACAUCACCCUUCUGAUUGGUGAUUUUUUGAGAGCUGUUCUCGUUCGGUUUCUUAACUACUGCUGGUGUUGGGAUCUGGAGGCUGGAUUUCCAUCAUAUUCUGAAUUUGACGUGAGCGGCAACGUCCUGGGUCUAAUCUUCAACCAAGGAAUGAUAUGGAUGGGUGCGUUUUAUGCACCUUGCUUGCCCGCCCUGAAUGUCCUGCGUCUCCACGUCUCCAUGUAUCUGCAGUGUUGGGCAGUGAUGUGCUGUAACGUGCCACAAGAAAGAGUUUUUAAGGCUUCAGGAUCCAAUAACUUUUACAUGGCCAUGCUCCUAGUAAUCCUCUUCCUCUCCACUCUGCCAGCUAUAUACACUAUAGUCAGCAUCCCUCCUUCAUUUGAUUGUGGACCAUUCAGUGGGAAGAAUCGAAUGUUUGAUGUAAUUCAAGAGACACUAGAGUCAGACUUCCCAGCCUGGUUUGGUAAAGUCUUCAGCUAUGCCUCCAACCCUGGACUAGUGCUGCCCUUCAUAUUACUCAUGGUCCUGGCCAUAUAUUACUUGCAGUCCACAUCAAAAAGUUACAAACAAGCUAAUGUGGAACUAAAGAAGAAACUUCAAACGCAAAACGAGGAGAACAAGAAAAAGAACAAAAAAGCAGCACUAAAAGCAGCAAUGGAUCUGGAGGAGGCGAGAAAAGCGGCAGAGCAAAAGGCAAAAGACCAAAGUAAAUGGUUUUACUUUGUAGACAUAGAAUGGGAGGACGACCACAUACAGAGACAGUACCACAGACGUGAAGUUCGUCAACAGCCCACGAGAGGUCCGAGCUCCAGACCCCACCACCACCACGGCACCUACGGGGCCCCUGGGUACCUGCCCGGGGCCCCACGGCCCACGGAGCCCAGAAUGCACCGAUCACCAAAUGUGCCAAGACACUAAGCAGUAAGACAGCAGUAAAGUAAAAACAAAGCACCUUAUCG